Manduca sexta (tobacco hornworm) is the source of this 2558-nucleotide messenger RNA. RefSeq lists its product as uncharacterized. The coding region runs from base 137 to 1864 and encodes 575 amino acids. Gene Ontology annotation, molecular function: protein binding. The record is from RefSeq and is a predicted model, not a curated record. NCBI's taxonomy places the organism in Eukaryota, Metazoa, Arthropoda, Insecta, Lepidoptera, Sphingidae. The transcript is spliced from 10 exons.
CGGUGCUUUGCGCCGUUGCUUCAGUUUGGCGGGUUUAGCGUCAGUCAACAGCCGUGCGCGAGUGGUCACCAUUGGCGGGAACCAAGCCGCGUAACCUUACGGAUUAAAAACUCGAUUUUAUGUGGAUAUCGUGGAAAUGUACGUAAAUAUGAAGUCGACGAACAAGCAGUGGCUCUUCGUUAUAUCUGUCAUGAUAGUGCAAACAAGAAGCUCGCUGUUGGAAGAGCAAUGCCGAGCGCACACCGACUGCCAUGUAGCAAACGCUCAUUGCAUUAGAGGCGUGUGCGCAUGUCAACCGUAUUACGCUCGAGUUGAUAACUCCACAUGCCUAGAAUCUACACUGCUAGGAUCAGAAUGCGUGGUGUCCGAACAGUGUACGUUGAAAGUGGCGUACAGUGCGUGUCUGGAAGGCGUCUGCAGGUGCACCGACGGCCAUCUUCAAUUUCGGAAACACACUUGUUUGUCUCCUGCACCCCCCGGCCACGUCUGUUACAGCAACGAACAUUGCCGCUUGUGGGAUAAGGAGAGCCGUUGCGACUUUGUCAUCUUAAAUUUAUUCGGACGAUGCGCUUGCAAUUCUAACUUCAGGCAGAGUGGCGAUAAAUGCGUACCCACAAAAUUACCUGCCUACCCAACCGAAGCGGUAGUGGCAGAACAGGAUUAUGUUAUAGGCUCCACCAAUGUGCCCAGUCACGAUACCGGGAAUCAAUUUCCUAAACCAGUUAUAAACACUGCAUCACAGAACUCAUUUCUUAGUGCUGUUAAUGAUAAAGAAAACGUUCAACCAAGUAAAUUGCCCGCAUUUACGAGCAGUAACGAUGUACUUAGUAUUGAAGAAGACAAUCCACUAAUGCAGGCUGUGCUGAAAGUUCCGACAAUAGAACCGACAAAUCGUACGCCUGUGUCUAAUAGAAAAGAGGGAGAACCCAAUGAAGUAAUAAGAGUGGAUGAAAUGACUGCGAGUUUGCAUGCAAAUGAUCAACCUAUUUAUAGAGUAGUAACGCAACCUAGUACCGAAAAGAAAACCAACAAGAAGAAUGGGUCAAUAAAGGAACAGGGAUCUGGAAAUAAGCCACACAAAACUGGACACUCAAAGAAAUCAUCAUCAAAAGAUAAACAACGCAUUCGUACGGAUGUCGCACCCGUCGUCGACCUUGGGCCGGCGUCUCUGGGUAUGCCGUGCGUCACAGACUCACAGUGCCAUCUAGUGGAUCCGUACACGAAGUGUCUCAACAAGCGAUGCGAUUGUGUUUACAGAACUAACUCUACGUCUGCGUGCUCAGCUCGUAAUAGAGGCUGUUUGCCCGGCACCUUCCAAUGUCGAUCUACCGGUACUUGUAUCAGCUGGUAUUUCGUAUGCGAUGGCCGAAAAGACUGUCCCGAUGGAUCAGAUGAGAAAUGCCAAGGUACUGGUAAAGACGGUCUAGGCGAGCGAUGUCCGAUGAACUCGUUUAGAUGUGGCGGGCUGGGGUCGCGCUGUGUGUCCAGGGCUUCGCGGUGUGAUGGUACACCACAAUGUCCUGGAGGCGAGGAUGAGAGGAAUUGCAAGGCGACGAGACGUAGGGGAUGUCCACGCCACACAUUCCGUUGCGGUUCCGGUGAAUGUUUACCUGAAUACGAAUUCUGCAAUGCCAUAAUAUCUUGCAAAGACGCAUCCGAUGAGCCUCCACACCUAUGUAAUGAGCAAUCGAGAUGGCGGGCUGCUGAUUUUUGUCCAAUGCGGUGUGGGAACGGUCGCUGCAGGAGUACGGCUGUGGCAUGUUCAGGCAGAGAUGGAUGCGGGGAUAAUACUGAUGAGAUUGCUUGCAACGUUUGUAAAUGUCCCGCAUCGCCGACACCAUUAAGGCAUUCACCGACCGAUUGAAAAUAUUAUCCAGUGAUUAGCAUAACAUUCUGAUAGGACCUAAGUGCUCAAUGUAUCGAAACAACUGAUUUAUAUAAAAUCAAUCUAGUUUCUCAGAUAGAGCACUUGAAGCUUAUUUAAAUUCGAGUACCUUGAACUUGUCAAUAUAAAUAAAACAAGAUUAUUUUAUACUGUAUACAUUUACAACUUAAUGUGAUGGUAAAGCGACAAAGGUGUGCAUACAUGUAUUAUUGUUUAAACUGGAAACAAUUUUGCAAAUAAAUUUUAAAAUCGUUAGUAAUUUGGCUUCAUAUACUUAAUUUUAAGUAUUAUAACCAAGGGAAAGAAGAUAAAUCCAUUACAAAUCACAUUUUAAGGAUUCAAACGGCCUUACCCGCAUAACAUUAUAAUAAGACUGAAGAGUGAUACUGUUGGUAAACGCACACAAAAUGGAACAGUUCGCUAAUUUUAUUUAGAUUGUAGCGGAUUUGUAAAUAAUCUCUAUUUUAAAAUAUUUUUACACGUAAAGUCACGAUUUAAUGAUAUAUUAGCGACGUAAGUUGUCGAUUAUAGCGGUAGUUCUUAGAAUAAAAUUUAGUUUUAUGUGUGAAGUCCGCUUGACUGCGUCAAGAUGCGUGUAUUAUAGUGUGUUUGUAUGUGUGUGAUUAUAUUGAUAAGUAUUUAUUAAAUCAAUUUUAUUUGAACCUCUGUUUUA